Molecule: messenger RNA, 452 nt
Organism: Funneliformis mosseae
Lineage: Eukaryota; Fungi; Glomeromycota; Glomeromycetes; Glomerales; Glomeraceae
Source: the annotation of a GenBank genome assembly
AUCGAACAGAUGAUAGAGAUUUUGCAUCUCAACCAAACUCUCCAGUCUUAGAACCCGAAAAGAGUAAAAAAAUACCAGCGCCUAUGCAGGGCGAUUGGUCUGUGAGUAAAUACUUUGAAAUGAUAAAGCUAUAUGCUAUUGUCCUUAAUAAGGAUUUAGAUAGUAUAGACGUAAAAGUGAAAUUUAUUUCUGGAUUAUCACCUGAUAAUGAAAAGCGUGUAGAAGAGUUUGGAUUUAAAAAACCUUUAAAAGAAAUAGUUAAAUAUUUAGUUAGAGAUCUAACACUUUCUACCGAAAUACAGAAAUACAAAGUAGGAGAGCUGAAACAAGGUAAUGAAUCGGUAAGAGAAUUUUAUCAAAAAUUAGAAAGGCUUAGAAAGCUUUCUGGAUCUGAUGAGGAAGAUCUUAGAAAAAAAUUAUUUUGCGGACUUUCACCUACAAAUCAAGAUGAA